AUGGACUUCCUCAAGAAGAAGAUGAAGGAGCUAAUGGAUGACGAUAAGCCAAAGGAGACUCAGGGAGAUCAUGGGGCUCCUGGCAGUGUAGCUCAUGGUGAACGAUCGGCUUCUGCUAGCUACUACAACCAAGAACCUCCCACUGCUGGCUAUUACACACCGCAACAGCAGUAUCCCCCACCACAAGCUCAAGUCCACCCUCAACAGGAUCCUCCUCCUCCAGGUCAUGCAUACCCACACCAGCAGCCGUACGGACAGGGCCUACCCACCCCAGUGGGCCCUCCUGCACCCUACGGUGCUCCUCCACCCAUGCCCCCAGGAUGGACUCAGCACUGGGACCAGAACAGUCAGCGAUGGUACUACACGGAAACAGCUACCGGCCGCACUCAGUGGGAUCCUCCCGCCCAUCUACCUCCGGGCCCAUAUGCACCGCCUCCAGCUGGAGCGCCUUACCUAGCUCCGGCUGGCCAUGACGAGCGUGGCCUUUUUGGCAACACUCACGGCCACCAAGGUCAUGAUUACACCCAAUCUGGCAUGGCUACCAAUGAAGCCGAAAAGAAAAAAGAAAAAUCCGGCCACUCGACCGCCAUGCUCGCCGCGGCUGGUGUUGGCGGUCUUGCUGCCGGUGCCUGGAUUGGGCAUGAAUUGACCGAGGAGGACGACAAGUCUCAGUCCCAGUCCUACGCUCCGCCUCCUACAGCUGCUGCAGCCGCUGCGCCUGCUCCUAACUCUGCCGCACCUGACCCUUAUGCCGCUGAUCCUUAUGCCGCUGAUCCUUAUGCCGCUGAUCCUUAUGGUGCGCCUGCUGCGGAUCAUUAUGGCGAUCAGGCCUUUGCCCCGCCUCCCCCAGUCCCGACACACGAUGCAGACGGAGAUUCGAUUUCUAGCAGCGACCGGGAGUCCAUGGAGGAGAAGCGGGAGGAACUCAUCGAGGCUCAGGAAGCGUAUCAAGAGGAGCUUGAGGAGAAUUAUGAUUCAGACUAA
This is a messenger RNA of Plenodomus lingam JN3, 984 nucleotides long. RefSeq lists its product as uncharacterized. The record is from RefSeq and is a predicted model, not a curated record. Gene Ontology annotation, molecular function: protein binding. NCBI's taxonomy places the organism in Eukaryota, Fungi, Ascomycota, Dothideomycetes, Pleosporales, Leptosphaeriaceae.